Messenger RNA from Phytophthora nicotianae INRA-310, 2043 nucleotides. RefSeq lists its product as hypothetical. The record is from RefSeq and is a predicted model, not a curated record. Bases 124 to 1812 code for a protein of 562 amino acids. The transcript has a single exon. Lineage: Eukaryota; Oomycota; Peronosporomycetes; Peronosporales; Peronosporaceae. Gene Ontology annotation, molecular function: DNA-binding transcription factor activity.
UCGAUUUUUUUGCCUGCUUUCUCGCACCUCCUACAAGCUGCGCUGGCGCGGCUGAUGGACGUCUGCCACUCCACUGCUGCGCGCAAGACAAGAUCUUGACGUCUAGCCCACGCACUACGACAAAUGGCAGCCGAGAUGGAGCAGCAACGCGCGCCUGAGCUGGCCGUGACCGGGCCCGAGAGCAGCCCGCGCAUGGCGCCUUCUGUGUUGUCGUCCAUGAUGAAGGUCGCGUCAACCAUGGACGAGAACAAGCCCGUCGCACCCGCGGAAGUCUCCAAAUCCGGCCUGACGUGGCCCGAUUCGAGUCUCCAGCCGCUCCGUACCAAACCUACAACGCCCGGAGGCUCCAGUCUCAAGGUGGAGACAUCACCCACCGUCGUCCACACAAGCAACACCGUCGCAACAAUCGACGAAUCUGGACUACCAAAACCCAGCGAUGGUCUCCCGGUGCCCAACAUGAGCUGCGACUCUGUCUCGCCUGUGUCCCCCACCGUUAUGAAAGACCUGCAGUUCGACUCGAGAUUCAUCUCCGACGCCUGGUCCUACGAAGCCCCGCAAAACAUGUACGCACUGUUGACGCAGCCCGCGAACCAGAUGGAUCCUUUGGCGGGCGGAACGGGUCUUGUGACGCCGUACAUGCAGCUACAAGCCCAACAGCAACACCUCCAAAUGCAGCAACAGCAACUAGAGCAACAACUGGAGCAUGGCCUCCCGCUUCAGAUGUCCCCCAUUCACGGGUCCAGUUUGUCGUCACUGUACAUGUCUGGAGCCCCAAUGGGUAUCAAUCCUCAUCAAAUGAUGAUGCAACAACCGCCAAAUGCCUCGGGGAUGAAUCCUGGCUACCCUCCGACGCCCACCGCUGUGACCCUCAGUGACAUUAUGGUCUCGAGUGACCCGAGCAUGUUCCUAGCUCCCAGUAGCAGCCCAACAAACAUGAUCAAGCAGCCAAUGAUGCCACCUAUGCCACACACUGGCGGGGUCAUCAAUGUGAAGGAUCUGACACUCAACGAGUUACGUCCGCACUUCAACAAACCAAUGGCAGUAGUUGCAAAGGAGCUGGGUGUGUGUAUCACGCUGAUGAAGAAGAUCUGUCGUCGCAACGGACUCGUCCGGUGGCCACACAGACGCAUUCGUAGUCUUGUUAAUCGUAUCACAUCGUUGCAAGUGCUGGCAAGCAACGCAGCAGGUGCUGAGCGGAAGCGUUUCCAAGGUCAAAUUGCCGGUCUACGCGAAGAGUUAUCAGCUGUGAUCCAGAACCCAAACGAGAAGAGCCGCAAGGCACAGACCGACGCCAAGGUUCCCAGUAAGGUAGAAAAGAUGAUUGUCACUGAGGUCAAGGACGAGUUUCCAGUUGCCCAGAUCACGGACGAGAUGGUGGGUCCAGCGGAGAUACCUAUUGACGACGAGAGCAACGGCAACGAUAACAUUCAAACAGACAGUGGCGCUGCCAAGAAGAGGAAGAAGAUGAAAUCCACAGCGACAAAGACUGAAACCAAGGAAGUCGUCGGAGUAAAGCGCAACGCGAUUGUUGAAAACGAGAUCUCCCGAACGAAGAAGCGCAAACCAUCCUUUGGCCUUCAUGCGCACCAGCCACCGCCCAUCAAGAUCCCCCGACACGACGAAUUACCCUCCAUGACCCGUUUGCGUAGUCAAAGUGUACCUGAGAGACGACUUCGCGGAGAUCGACGACACGGACGCGGACGGGAUAAAGGCACCGGCGCGAGCUCCACAAGCGUACGACCAUCCACCACGACCCACCGAAACGGCAGGCGUGGCUCCAUCUCGUCCAUCUUGAACGACAUUCCUGAGUGAGUACGAGUCUGAAGCAUUUACCAACCAACACUUCUCCCGCUGUAGCUCCACUCACACGACGAGCCUGCAAUGACCAUAGGAGCUAGUGCCUGUAAACAGAAGAUACACAUACGGAGUGCAGGCCAUAAUCUUUUGCCGUUCAUAUUUUAUGAAAUAAAUACCCACGAUACAUUGGCGUGAGAUGGUAUACGAACCGAGCUUCAAGUUGCAACCGUGAACUUCGUUUCGGAG